Colletotrichum orchidophilum is the source of this 867-nucleotide messenger RNA. Its product is annotated as tRNAHis guanylyltransferase. Gene Ontology annotation, molecular function: tRNA guanylyltransferase activity; magnesium ion binding. Gene Ontology annotation, biological process: tRNA modification. Bases 1 to 867 code for a protein of 288 amino acids. The record is from RefSeq and is a predicted model, not a curated record. Lineage: Eukaryota; Fungi; Ascomycota; Sordariomycetes; Glomerellales; Glomerellaceae. The transcript has 7 exons.
AUGGCCAACUCAAAAUUUGAAUACGUCAAGAGCUUCGAGCAGCCCGACUUCUUGUUGCCAAACACCUGGAUCGUCGUCCGCAUAGAUGGGCGAGGUUUCACCAAACUCUGCGCAAAGUAUGCGUUUGAAAAGCCGAACGACAAGAGGGCCCUCGACCUCAUGAAUGCCGCCGCCAGGGUCGUCGUCACCGAGCUUCCAGACAUCACCAUCGCCUACGGCGUCAGCGACGAGUACAGUUUCGUGUUCCACAAAUCAUGUACCCUCUUUGAGAGAAGGGCCAGCAAGAUCUCAAGCACAGUCGUUUCAACAUUCACCGCAAACUACGUCCACUUGUGGUCGCAGUAUUUCCCUGAUACCCCGCUCACCGCGCCUUUGCCGGGCUUCGAUGGAAGAGCCGUAUGCUAUCCUACCGUGUCAAACUUGAGAGACUACAUGAGCUGGCGCCAAGUCGAUUGCCACAUCAACAACUUAUACAACACGACAUUCUGGGCUCUGAUCCAAUUAGGCGGCCUCGACAACAGAGAGGCAGAGAAGCUCUUGGCGGGGACCGUCUCCGGGGACAAGAACGAGAUCCUCUUCUCUAAAUUCAAGAUCAACUACAACAACGAACCCGAGAUCUACAAGAAAGGCAGUGUAGUCUUCCAUGACUACGAGCUCGUCGAACCGGGGACCCAUAACGCCACGCAGGCGGCAGAUGCCCUCGCGGAGCCGGUGCAGCAGAGCAAGACGCAAGCGGACAAAGACAAGAAGAAGCGAAGCAAGGCCCGCGUCGUCAUCGAGCAUCUUGACAUCAUCAAGGACGACUUCUGGGAUAGGAGGCCGUGGCUGCUAUCAAACAAGCCAGGGAAGACUCCCAAGGAGCCCUGA